AUGCCGAGUGAUAAGACUAUUGGAGGUGAAGAUGAUUCAUUUAAUACAUUCUUCAGUGAAACUGAUUCAGGAAAACAUGUUCCAAGAGCAAUAUUUGUAGAUUUAGAACCCACUGUAGUAGAUGAGGUUCGGACUGGUACUUAUGGUCAACUUUUUCAUCCUGAGCAAUUGAUCACUGGUAAAGAAGAUGCUGCAAACAAUUAUGCACGUGGUCAUUACACAAUUGGGAAAGAGAUUGUUGAUUUGGUGUUAGAUAGGAUUCGUAAACUUGCUGAUCAGUGUACCGGUCUUCAAGGGUUUCUGAUAUUUCAUUCAUUUGGUGGAGGCACCGGUUCAGGUUUCACAUCUUUGUUGAUGGAACGACUGAGUGUUGAAUAUGGGAAGAAAUCAAAGCUCGAAUUUUCUAUUUACCCUGCUCCACAGAUUGCAACUGCUGUUGUUGAACCUUACAAUUCUAUCUUAACAACGCAUACAACUUUAGAACAUUCGGAUUGUGCAUUUAUGGUUGAUAAUGAAGCAAUAUAUGACAUAUGUCGUCGUAAUUUAGGCAUUGGACGUCCAACUUAUACGAACUUAAAUCGCUUAAUUGGUCAAAUAGUGAGUUCUAUUACAGCUUCUCUGCGUUUUGAUGGAGCUUUGAAUGUUGAUCUCACUGAAUUUCAAACGAAUUUGGUCCCUUAUCCACGUAUUCACUUCCCAUUGGCAACAUAUUCACCUGUGAUUUCAGCUGAAAAAGCAUUUCAUGAACAGUUAAGUGUUGCUGAGAUUACUAAUGCCUGCUUUGAGCCAGCAAAUCAAAUGGUCAAAUGUGAUCCUCGUCAUGGUAAAUACAUGUCCUGCUGCAUGUUGUACCGUGGUGAUGUUGUCCCAAAGGAUGUGAAUGCAGCUAUUGCCACUAUUAAGACGAAACGGACAAUCCAAUUUGUUGAUUGGUGCCCUACUGGCUUUAAAGUUGGGAUCAACUACCAACCUCCUACAGUGGUUCCAGGUGGUGAUUUAGCAAAGGUACAACGUGCUGUUUGUAUGCUGAGUAAUACAACAGCGAUCGCAGAAGCUUGGGCACGUUUAGAUCACAAAUUUGACUUGAUGUAUGCAAAACGUGCAUUUGUCCAUUGGUAUGUCGGUGAAGGGAUGGAGGAAGGUGAGUUUAGUGAGGCUCGUGAAGAUCUUGCAGCUUUAGAGAAGGAUUAUGAAGAAGUUGGGGUUGAUAGUGCUGAGGGUGAGGGUGAUGGAGAAGAAUACUGA
Molecule: messenger RNA, 1245 nt
Organism: Schistosoma mattheei
Lineage: Eukaryota; Metazoa; Platyhelminthes; Trematoda; Strigeidida; Schistosomatidae
Source: the annotation of a GenBank genome assembly